GCACCGCGUACCGGCAACUCGACUACUCGCUACUGGACUGCUCAGCUGGCUCAUCAUGGCACCAUCAACAGUCCCAUGUCAGUACAAGACUGGGCAGGUUCUCGGUCAGGGCACCUAUGCCGUCGUCAAACAGGCCGUGCAUAUCGAGACGGGCAAGAUGUACGCUGUCAAAGUGAUCAACAAGCGUCUCAUGUCGGGCAGAGAGCACAUGGUGAGGAACGAGAUCAAUGUGCUCAAAAAGAUCUCUGAAGGCCAUCCAAACAUCCUCACUUUGCGCGACUACUUUGAGACUGCCAACAAUCUCUAUCUUGUCACGGACCUCUGUACCGGCGGCGAGCUCUUUGACAGAAUAUGCGCCAAAGGAUCAUACUACGAACGCGACGCUGCUCACUUGAUCAAAAUCAUCUGCCAAGCUACAUCUUAUCUGCAUCACCAAGGCAUCGUUCACAGAGACUUGAAACCCGAGAACUUGCUGUUUCGUUCGAAAGAAGAAGAUUCAGACCUGCUCAUUGCCGACUUUGGACUCAGUCGCGUGAUAGACGAUUCACAAUUUACAGUCUUGACAACUACAUGUGGUACUCCGGGAUAUAUGGCGCCGGAGAUCUUCCGCAAAGAGGGGCACACGAAGCCAGUAGACAUUUGGGCGAUCGGUGUCAUCAGCUACUUCCUGCUUGCAGGCUAUACACCAUUUGACCGCGACUCGCAACCCGAAGAAAUCAGCGCAAUCUGCAAAGCCGAUUACACUUUUGAGCCUAAGGAGUACUGGCAUGGCGUAUCGCAGACCGCUCGCGACUUUAUCUCAAGCUGUUUGACUGUAGACCAGUCAAAACGACCGACUGCAGACCAAUGUCUCGAGCAUCCCUGGCUGCAAGCAGACAAGGACGACAGUCAAGAGCGCGACCUGUUGCCCAAUCUGCGGCGUCAAUUCGACGCCAAGAAGACCUUGCGCAAGGCCAUGUGGAGCGUUCGCUUUACGACGGGCGGUCGCAUGCGCAAAGACGACUCGCAUCUCUCACCAGAAGAGAAGGAGCUCAAGAAGCAGGUCUUAUUGGGCAAGCACGAUGCCGAAAACGAAGACGUGCAGAACGUGCUGGCCGUCUCACGGACAGCCUAGAGAUUGUCUGUUUGCGAAGAUGGGCUUGACAUUGAUUGUACAACGGGAAUUGCUGCGUGUAUCUUUGC
This is a messenger RNA of Mixia osmundae IAM 14324, 1182 nucleotides long. RefSeq lists its product as uncharacterized. The record is from RefSeq and is a predicted model, not a curated record. Gene Ontology annotation, biological process: cellular response to oxidative stress; protein phosphorylation. Lineage: Eukaryota; Fungi; Basidiomycota; Mixiomycetes; Mixiales; Mixiaceae. The transcript is spliced from 14 exons. Gene Ontology annotation, molecular function: ATP binding; calmodulin binding; calcium/calmodulin-dependent protein kinase activity. The coding region runs from base 56 to 1114 and encodes 352 amino acids.